AAUCAACAAAACUAUAGAAUACUCUCUACCAAUCCUUAAAAAUAUUUCACUUAUUCACUUUUGAUGAUUUUGUUGAAGUCUUCAAUUUUUUUUAUAAUUAAUAUCCAAUAACAUACCCUUAAAUGUGGAAGUGUUUUUAAUUUUAAUAUUAUUUAAUGUUUAAGACACUUAAGUGGGUUUAUGAGCUAAGGAUGAUCUUAUGAAGGAAUAUGUGUCUUUAAAAAAAGAAAAAAAUAUAAGAAAUUAAUAUUUUAUAAUAAAUCUUAGAUAAUAUCUCUUCUUUUAGACAUUGGUAUUAAAAUAGUUAUAAAGUUAAUUAUAAAAAUUAUUUAAGAGACACAUAUUAUAUCACCAAUAAUGAUGAUGCUCUAAAGACAUAUUCGGGCCUCGAGAUGGCACAAGGCAGAUAACGCUAAUUUUUCAAACAGUAGCCACGUGAAGGCUAUUUUAAACACAUGGGCUCACCGAUUUUCUAUAAAUGGGUACGUACCUCAAAGCUUAAGCGUACAGUCAAGCAUAACCCAGUUUUAGAUCACAUAUUCACAUUUUGUCUUUUGGCAAAAGAGAGAUACAAAAUGGGACCUCGUGUUGUUUGUGACGCAGAAAAACCACAUGUGGUUUGCGUGCCUUUCCCGGCUCAAGGCCACAUCAACCCGAUGCUGAAAGUGGCUAAACUCCUCCACCACAGAGGCUUCCACGUCACCUUCGUCAACACCGUUUACAAUCACAACCGUCUCCUCCGGUCCCGUGGGCCCAACGCACUCGGCAGGGUUCCUUCCUUCCGGUUCGAGGCUAUACCUGACGGUCUACCUGAGACUGAUGUGGAUGCUACGCAGGACAUCCCCGCCCUUUGCGAGUCCACCAUGAAGAACUGUCUCGCUCCAUUCAAGGAGCUUAUCCGGAGGAUUAACACGAGAGAGGAUGUUCCUCCGGUUAGCUGUAUUGUAUCAGAUGGUGCCAUGGGCUUUACUCUUGACGUUGCGGAGGAGUUUGGUGUCCCCCAGGUUCUUUUUUGGACCACUAGUGGUUGUGGCUUCAUGGCUUAUCCUCACUUCUAUCUCUUCAUUGAGAAGGGUUUAUGUCCAGUGAAAGAUGAGAUUAGCUUGAUGAAGGAACACUUGGACACAGUUAUAGACUGGAUACCUUCAAUGAAGAAUCUAAAACUGAAAAAUAUUCCUAGUUUCAUCCGUACCACUGAUCCCAACGACAUAAUGCUCAACUUCAUUGUCCGUGAGACUUGUCGAACUAGACGCGCCUCUGCUGUCAUUCUCAACACGUUCAAUGACCUGGAGCAUGAUAUACUCAGGUCUAUGCAAUCCAUUUUACCACAGGUUUAUCCAAUCGGACCGCUUCAUCUCUUAGUAAACCGGGAGAUUGAAGAAGAUAGUGAAAUUGGAAGGAUGGGAUCAAAUCUAUGGAAAGAGGAGACUGAGUGUUUGCAUUGGCUUGAUACUAAGUCUCGAAACAGCGUUGUUUAUGUUAACUUUGGAAGCAUAACAAAAAUGACCGUGACACAGCUCGAGGAGUUUGCUUGGGGUUUGGCGGCAACGGGGAAGGAGUUUCUAUGGGUAAUGCGGCCGGACUUAGUCGCCGGAGAGGAGGCAGUGAUUCCGACAGAGUUCUUAGUGGAGACAGAGGAUCGAAGGAUGCUGACUAGUUGGUGUCCACAGGAGAAAGUUCUUUCUCAUCCGGCAAUUGGAGGGUACUUGACGCAUUGCGGGUGGAACUCGACGUUAGAAAGUCUUUCUUGCGGAGUUCCUAUGGUAUGUUGGCCAUUUUUUGCAGAGCAACAAACAAAUUGUAAGUUUUCUUGUGAUGAAUGGGAGGUUGGGAUUGUGAUCGGUGGAGAUGUGAAAAGGGAAGAGGUUGAGGCAGUUGUUAGAGAGCUCAUGGAUGGUGAGAAAGGAAAGAAAAUGAGAGAAAAGGCGGAGGAGUGGCGGCGCUUCGCGGAGAAAGCGACGGAGCAUCCGUGUGGUUCGUCGGUGGUAAAUCUUGAGACACUUGUUAGCAGGGUUCUCUUAGGAAAGAAUCCUGAUACUGAUCAAAGUUAAUACAAAAUCAUAAGAUUAUCAUAAAAAUAUGUAAGAUUAAGUCGAAUUGUUUUUUCUUGUUUUCAUCGUGUGUAAUACAUUUAAUUUGUUUGA
Messenger RNA from Camelina sativa (false flax), 2144 nucleotides. RefSeq names its product UDP-glycosyltransferase 85A3. Lineage: Eukaryota; Viridiplantae; Streptophyta; Magnoliopsida; Brassicales; Brassicaceae. Gene Ontology annotation, molecular function: quercetin 3-O-glucosyltransferase activity; quercetin 7-O-glucosyltransferase activity. The record is from RefSeq and is a predicted model, not a curated record.